GUACAAAAGCUUCGACAGAACUCGACUUUGAGAAAAAGAAAAAAAUAAAAAAUAAUCAGGAAGGAGCUUCAACGAAUCCUACCAAUCAUUCAUUCAAAAUUCAACUUCCAAUUUUUUUUGAAAAUAUUUAUUUUAACAUUUACCAAAAUUCAACCGGAGAAAAAAAAUCAUAUGAGCUCCGAUCAUCGGAACCCUAAAAAUCGUAGCUGAUGCAAGGGAUAAUAUCAAUAUCAUCAUCAUCGGAGCAUUUGAAUCAGGUCAUUCAUGGCCUUUUCAGUAAUUACUCACCUCCUGUAUGGGCAACACUACUUGCUGGAGUUUUCGUUGUUGUUUCUCUCACACUUUCUAUGUACCUCCUAUUUGAACAUCUCUCUGCUUACAAAAACCCUGAGGAACAAAAGUUUUUGAUUGGUGUGAUUUUGAUGGUGCCUUGUUAUGCAGUUGAAUCGUUUGUGUCAUUGGUACAUCCAGCAGUUAGUGUUCACAUUGGGAUACUGCGGGAUUGCUAUGAAUCCUUUGCUAUGUACUGCUUUGGGAGGUAUCUUGUUGCAUGCUUAGGUGGGGAGGAGAGGGCUAUACUAUUUAUGGAGAGGGAAGGGCGUGCAGCUCCAAAGAUGCCACUACUAGAUCAUGGCUCUGAGAAGGGGGUUGUCAAGCAUCUUUUUCCUAUGAAUUACUUUUUAAAGCCAUGGAAGCUUGGUCAGUGGGUCUACCAAGUUAUCAAAUUUGGAAUUGUCCAAUAUAUGAUCAUAAAAGCAUUAACCGCUAUUUCAGCAGUGAUUCUUGAAGCUUUUGAUGUGUAUUGUGAAGGAGACUUCAAGUGGAAUUGUGGGUAUCCAUAUGUGGCAGUGGUUUUAAAUUUCAGUCAAUCAUGGGCGCUGUAUUGUUUAGUACAAUUUUAUGCCAUUACAAAGAAUGAAUUAGCUCACAUCAAACCGCUGUACAAGUUUUUGACGUUCAAGUCAAUUGUCUUCUUAACUUGGUGGCAAGGCGUGGCUAUAGCUCUUCUCUGUAGCCUUGGUUUGUUUCGAAGUCCAAUAGCUGAAGCUUUGCAAUUUAAAUCCAGUAUUCAAGAUUUCAUCAUAUGCAUCGAGAUGGGUGUUGCUUCUGCAGUUCAUCUUUAUGUCUUCCCAGCAAAACCGUACGAGCUGAUGGGAGAACGCUAUACUGGGGCUGUUGCUGUUCUUGGGGAUUAUGUGUCUGCUGACUUGCCAGUAGAUCCUGAGGAAGUUAGAGACAGUGAGCGUCCGACCAAAUUACGCCUUCCUCAACCUGACAUUGAUACUAAGAGCAGAAUGACAAUUAGAGAAAGCGUUAAGGAUGUCUUUAUUGGAGGUGGAGAAUAUGUAAGUGCCUCUUUCUCUUUGCUAAAGAUUUGAGCUAUCUUAUAUCUUUUGAAUCUCCGUACAACUGAGUCAAAACCUCACAACUAUGUAUUACAAAUGAUGAGAUCUCAAUAAUCUUCUCAGCAACUGAAGUCUUAUCCGGGUGCUGAUACUCCUAAUUGUCAUGAGAGAGAGAGUUAAGGAUAAAAGAAAUGGACAUUCCAAGGAAUUGAUCCUAUUGCAUUUUCUGCACCUUACCUUUUCUGUUCUUUAAUACCAGGGAAUACACCACGAUAGGUUGAAUUAGCUUAUGUCGUUCUUGAUAUUACCGAUAUGUUAUUUGAAAGCAAAGAGCUUAUUUGCCUUUUUCAGGAUAACUCAACUUUCUAAGAUAUCCUCACCAUCCAAAAUCAAGUCUUCCCGUUUUGAUUAAUGACAAGUGCAGGAGGGGUCCUGGCAAUCAUACCUGUGAUUGAACUCUAAGUUCCUAUUUCUUUUCAGCAUCCAUGAACUCUGUCAUUCACUGUGGUCAAGAUAAGAAUAUAUAGUCCAAAAUAAGAACGGGGGACAAGGAAUGAACAAAAGGGAAUACUGAAUCUACAGUACUGUAUUCAGCUCAACUAUGUGAAUCUUGCCAAUGCUACAAUUUUCUAAAAUGUAGGGAAAUUGUUGAGUUUCCUAGUUUAUCCAACACUUUCAUCACAUUGUUCUUGGGGUGGGAUUGGAUGAUGUAUUUUGCUUAGUGUCUGAGUUAUCUCAUUAUCCUUCUUCUUGGCUUGUGGAGAAGUGGUAGAAUCUAUUCUUGACACUAGGAUAGACUGAUGAAAUGAUACCGGUCUUAGGGAUGUACCAAUGGACCAUAGCUGGUCACACAGUUGCCAGGGUUGGGCAAGUUUAGAUUUUAUUUUCUGGUCUAAGUGAUAACAGAAUCAUGAUAGUGCUGAUAUGGUUUUCUCAGUGGAUCCGAAUAAUGGGCGGCCAGUCGCUGUGAUUACUAAGUGAUUGCUCAUUUUCUUUAAUUAACCAGUUCACUGACUGGCUCGUUGGUGAUGGUGACAACUGUUAGUUUAAUUUAUGAAGCUAAGAAUAGUGUUCGGGCAUUUUUAGAAA
This is a messenger RNA of Nicotiana tabacum (common tobacco), 2435 nucleotides long. The record is from RefSeq and is a predicted model, not a curated record. NCBI's taxonomy places the organism in Eukaryota, Viridiplantae, Streptophyta, Magnoliopsida, Solanales, Solanaceae.